Megalops cyprinoides (Indo-Pacific tarpon) is the source of this 1934-nucleotide messenger RNA. RefSeq names its product CCR4-NOT transcription complex, subunit 11 (gene cnot11). Gene Ontology annotation, biological process: negative regulation of translation; mRNA catabolic process. Gene Ontology annotation, cellular component: CCR4-NOT complex. The record is from RefSeq and is a predicted model, not a curated record. The transcript has 7 exons. Lineage: Eukaryota; Metazoa; Chordata; Actinopteri; Elopiformes; Megalopidae. The coding region runs from base 427 to 1773 and encodes 448 amino acids.
CCUGGGUCUCUGUCGUAAAACACUGACUGGAUUGUCGUACCUUACUUUUGCUACAUUUUGAAUCCAUUCGCGCAUUGAAGCUACCUAGAUUCCAAAUUUGACAGCUGGGUAUGGGAAUGUAACACAUGGUGAUGCGUCUCAUUUUGAUUUGUCAAGCUAAAUGAAACUUAGAUAUAUUUGGAACUAUACUCAAUCUAAACCAUGCAUUUGUAAACCUCCGUUGACUAGAUAUCCUAAAUUUAUUAAUUUACGACAAGUCAUUCAUUGGGGAGAUGUUGUGCUGUAUUAGGUAGCUAUUGCUAGCUGUAAACACUGCAAAAUACAGAGACUGACUAAAAUAUGAGGAGUAUUUGAACAUAUUUAAAAGAUUCACCAAACCCGCCGCAGUUUAUGAAUUUGAGGUAGUUCGCAAUUAAGAGAAGAACAAUGACGCUGGCACCGAAGGAACUUUCCAAUCUUUUGGGGAUAAUUUCGGAAGAGGCGUGCAGCAACACUUUCGAAAGUCUUUCAACUGCCUUCCAUCACUAUUUCGGGAAAGCCGAGCAUUUCCGUGUGGGCUCGGUGCUGGUCAUGCUUCUGCAACAGCCGGACCUCCUGGCCGUCCUGCCCAGUUCUCCGCAGCGCCUCACGGCUCUCUACCUGCUCUGGGAAAUGUACCGCACAGAGCCGCUGGCCGCCAACCCCUUUGCGGCGGUCUUCGCUCACCUUUUAAAUCCAUCACCGGUUGGGGAAGAACAGGAGAAGCCACUCUGUGGCUUCCUCCCACCCAUAACACAGCAGGAGAAGUUCUUCCUGUCCCAGCUCAUGUUGGCGCCCCCUAGAGAGCUGUUUAAGAAGACACCCAGACAGGUAUCCUGCAUGGACGUGGGGAACAUGCCCCAGUCUGUGGACAUAAGCGGGCUUCAGCUAGCCCUGGCAGAACGCCAGUCAGAACUGCCAACGCAAAGCAAGGCCAGCUUUCCCAGCAUCCUUAACGACCCAGACCCAGACUCUUCUAAUUCAGGAUUUGACAGCUCAGUAGCCAAUCAGAUCACAGAGGCCUUGGUCACCGGCCCUCGGCCCCCACUGGAGAGUCACUUCCGGCCAGAGUUCAUCCGCCCGCCGCCCCCCCUGCAUGUGUGUGAGGACGAGCUGUCCUGGCUGAACCCGUCGGAGCCGGAGCACUGUGUGCAGUGGGACCGCACCAUGUGCGUGAGGAACAGCACCGGCGUGGAGAUCAAGCGCAUCAUGUCCAAGGCUUUCAAGAGCCCGCUGUCAGCUGCGCAGCAAUCACAGCUCCUGGGAGAGCUGGAGAAAGACCCCAAGCUGGUGUAUCACAUCGGGCUGACCCCGGCUAAGCUGCCCGACCUUGUGGAGAACAACCCGCUGGUCGCCAUAGAGAUGCUGCUGAAGCUGAUGCAGUCCAGUCAGAUCACAGAGUAUUUCUCUGUGCUGGUCAACAUGGACAUGUCCCUGCACUCCAUGGAGGUGGUCAACAGGCUAACAACAGCAGUUGAUCUACCUCCAGAAUUCAUUCACUUGUACAUCUCCAACUGUAUCUCCACCUGCGAGCAGAUCAAAGACAAAUACAUGCAGAACCGCCUGGUCCGCCUCGUCUGCGUGUUCCUGCAGUCCCUGAUCCGAAAUAAGAUCAUCAACGUGCAGGACCUGUUCAUCGAGGUGCAGGCCUUCUGCAUUGAGUUCAGCCGGAUCCGGGAGGCCGCGGGGCUCUUCCGCCUGCUCAAGACCCUGGACACAGGGGAGACCCCUGCAGAGGUCAAACCUGCCAAAUAGUGCCCAGCCUCUGGGCUGACCCACUUACUGACACAAACCUCCCCCUUUCACACCCGCCAAAUAAGGGCCUGCGUUUGGAGUGACCCACAUUGUCCUGCUCGGAUCUCAAUCCCUUUGUGUUUAUUUGUGUAAAAAGAUCUGUACUUUUUAAAAUGUUCAUU